This is a messenger RNA of Paramacrobiotus metropolitanus, 887 nucleotides long. RefSeq lists its product as uncharacterized. The record is from RefSeq and is a predicted model, not a curated record. The transcript is spliced from 5 exons. NCBI's taxonomy places the organism in Eukaryota, Metazoa, Tardigrada, Eutardigrada, Parachela, Macrobiotidae. The coding region runs from base 115 to 870 and encodes 251 amino acids.
CUCAUUGUUUUCAAGGGUGUCUAAUCGCCCUUAAAAACAAUUAUUCAUCAUUUUAAUACAACUAGCCGGCAUAUUGAACCCACUGUGAUCCUUUUCAUACCCUUUUCAUUAUCAAUGGAUUCAAAAGGAAAUCGGAAAAAGUCGGUGUCCCUGGCGGAGAGCAGCGAUCAGCGGAGAUCUAGAAGCAACUCUAUGGAAAAGCGCGGCACAACGCUGCGUUUGAGCGCCGGUACUGAUCGUCCACCACGAUUUACAACAAAAUUCAAGUCGUUGAUCGAUGAUUAUACGAAGCUUUACAAAGAACAUCAAGAAAUCAUCAAGGAAAAUAGCAAACUGCAGAACGGAAUUGCGCGAUAUUUCAAAGAACAUUUGCAAGUCGCUCAGGACACAAAAAAAGCCAAGGUCGAAACCAAGGAGGAAAAGGAACGCAACGCUGGAGAAGCGGAAGAAGAACACCAAAGGCGAUACGAAAGUGGCUUUCGUGUGGUUAAGGAACUGACAAAAAAGAUUGCCGCGACGAAAGACGACGCUGCUGCUCGCAAUGAAAAAAUGAAGACUGCAGCGGCAGCAAAAGAAGUUGCAGUGCAGAGCAGCUGGAAAGCAUUUGAAGAUAAGCAACUGCAUUCAGCGAAGGCAGCGGUUACCCGCGAUGGGCAAGCAUUAGAUCCCAUUGUCAUUUCUGAACACCUCGAAAAAAUCCGCGGAAAAUUACAUGAUUGGCGAGAAGUAGGAAUGCGCGGUGCCCUGAUAUGGAAAAAGAAGCAGGAUUUGGAAGAUCAGCUACGACGACUGGGAAAUGCACCGCUUUUAGCUUGCAGUGCGGCACUAGAAGACAGAGGCGAAGCGGGAAAUCAAAGUACGAGUACGUAACUGUUCACCGCGCUUAA